AAUUUGUCUUGUAGAUAAGUACUAGUGCUAUCUUAUUACUAUCACUUUGUCUCUACAUUUUCUUGAUUCAUUCUACUUAAAUCUCACUUUCACUUUAUAUAUUUUUUCCUUUCUUCAGCUUUUUUCUCUCUGCUCUUCCUUCCAUGCUUGUCCAAACCCUAGAUCUGUCCCCCUCUUAGGUAACCUCAACAACCUUUGCUCUCUAUAACUCACACAAACACACACACACAUUACACAACACAAAAACACAUUUUUCUUUGUCUUAAAAAUGAGCCAACUGUAUGUCUUCUUUGGUAGUAUAAUGAGAUGUUUUUGAAGUAUUGAAUUUGAAAGUGAAAAGGCUGAAUCUUGGUGCAGCUUUUUGAGUGCAAGUGAAAAAAGGGGAAAGUGGGGGUGGGCAAAAUUUGGUAAAAAAAGAUUUUCCUGGAGAUGAGUGGCACCUCUACAUCAGUGGUGGGGGGUGGAGGAGGGGGUGAGGUGGGUAUGGGGUAUGGUUACAGGCCACCAUUCACAGCUGUGCAAUGGCAAGAACUGGAGCAUCAAGCAAUGAUAUAUAAGUAUCUGGUGGCAGGUUUACCUGUGCCACCUGACCUUGUUCUUCCUAUUCGUAGAAGCUUUGAAGCCAUCUCAGCUAGGUUCUUUCAUCAUCCAAGCUUGGGCUAUUGUUCCUAUUAUGGGAAGAAGUUUGACCCUGAGCCAGGAAGGUGUAGAAGGACUGAUGGAAAGAAGUGGAGAUGCUCGAAAGAUGCAUAUCCUGACUCCAAAUAUUGCGAGCGGCACAUGCAUCGAGGCCGCAACCGUUCAAGAAAGCCUGUGGAAUCUCAAUCUACUUCCCAGUCCUUGUCGACUAGUAUGUCACAAAUUACCACUGGGAACAGCACUACAAGAGGAAGUUUCCAAAAUAGCAGCUGCGGAAGCUUUCAAAACAUGCCUUUAUAUUCUGUUGCUAAUUCAGGAGCACUGAAUUAUGGAAGCACAGCAACGAAGUUGCAGAUGGAGCCCGUCUCCUAUGGAAUAGAUAACAAGGACUAUAGGUAUCUCCAUGGAAUUGCUCCUGAUGAUGAGCAUAAUUUAUCUUCAGAAGCUUCUGCAACUGUCAGAAGUUUAGGGAUGGGGACCAACACAGAGAGCACAUGGGUAUUGCCUUCUCAAGUUUCUUCAAGCCCCAUGGCGAGACCAAAAAAUGAUUCUCAGUUGCUGGGUAGCUCAACAGAAAUGCAUGUACCUAAUCUACUUGAGCCUAUGAUUGAUGCAACAAUUUCAAAGCGACGACACCAGCAUUGCUUCUUUGGCAGUGACAUUGAUUCACCUGGAACAGUAAAGGAGGAGCAGCAGCAUUCGAUGCGCCCUUUCUUUAGCGAAUGGCCCACUGCUAAAGAAUCAUGGUCCAACCUUGACGAUGAGGGAUCCAACAAAAACAAUUUCUCCACUACACAGCUCUCCAUAUCCACAUCUGACUACUCUUCAAGGAGUGCUUGCUCCCCAAAUGAUGCUUGAGGGAGCUGCUGCUGUAAAAACUCCAAGCAGUUUGGUGCGCUAUGCAGAGGAAUAGACAUGCUAGUGCUAACUGGAUAUCUGCUUGUAUGAGCUAUAUGUAAUCUUUAUGUUGCUGGAACAUUGAGUUGUUCCAUGUCUUUGUGGUUGAUUUUCUAAUGUCAACAAUGUUUUAAGAAGAUAAAAACGAGUUGUCUUCAAAUGCUGCUCAUGUUUAUUGUCGAAAAUAAAUGUUUUUUUUUAACAGCAUUCUGCUGGGCUGAGAUGAUUACUCUGUAAGUUUCCAGUUUGAAGACUGACACAAUAUUUGGUUGCAGAUCAUGUGAUUUAAGUUUGCAGAA
This is a messenger RNA of Lycium barbarum (goji berry), 1835 nucleotides long. RefSeq names its product growth-regulating factor 4-like. Gene Ontology annotation, molecular function: ATP binding. Gene Ontology annotation, biological process: developmental process; regulation of DNA-templated transcription; DNA-templated transcription. NCBI's taxonomy places the organism in Eukaryota, Viridiplantae, Streptophyta, Magnoliopsida, Solanales, Solanaceae. The record is from RefSeq and is a predicted model, not a curated record. The transcript has 5 exons. Gene Ontology annotation, cellular component: nucleus. Bases 430 to 1497 code for a protein of 355 amino acids.